AUGAGGGGCGAAACAGAGCGGCGACCGGCGACUCAGCCCGUCCUUCCCAACUACCCCGCCGUCCCGGAGGCCGCGCCGGUGAACUCCGUCGGAGGGGGGAGUGGGUCAACGGAAGACUCUCUCCCAGCUCUCCUCGCGAAGCGUGACGACUGGCGAGCCGAGAACCUCCCGGGGACUUCGACGCCGAACACGGGUUGGGGUGGCACUCCGCGUGCGGGGAAGGGUUCUGAUACGCCGGUUGUUGGGGGAGCGAGGGGAACGAAUCCUGAUGGCGGCGUCCAUGGAGGUGAGCGUUCCGGAAUCCCGUCGGUGGUUGCUGGGCAUGGCAUGGGGGAUGCAUGGCCGGAGUUGCAGGGGGGAGGACGGGGAGAAAUCAUCGGGUUAUCGCCCGACCACGGGGGGGAGCGAUUGCAGCGGCUUCAAUUGGCCGAGGCAUCGCAAUUGGAGGACCUGGAAGGGGCCUGUGACCGAUUGGAAGAGGCUAUGGCCAGGAUGAAGAACGUCCGAUGGGGGAGCGCCAUUGUAUCAGGGGAGGCUUCAGCUUCAACGGUGCGUGAGGUAGGAGACGAGAAAAGGCGGGGGGAUGAACGGUUUGACCAUUCAUGGACACCGCGGGCCCAGAGCCCUGGACCGGGCUGGAUUUGGAUCCCGAAGGGCUGUAUCUCUCUGGAGGAAUAUUACCCAUCCCAUCUUGAGGAUAUUCGACGAUUUGGACACGCAGCCAGGAAAAUUAGGGUUCAUCCGAAGCCACCUCCCCUCACAAAAUCCUUUGCUCAAGCUGUCCACGGGCGGAGCAUGGCAAAUCGGGAGAUCCAGCGAUUUCCUGGGAAAAGGAGACAGGAAGAAUGGAGGUAUGAGGACUGGAUGGAUGAGGAUGAUUUACCUGGAGGGGACCUGAGACAAGAACAAGACCUGAGGAUUCAACUUCAACGUGGCUCAAGAUUUCAAGGAGAGGAUGAGAGGGGUGGGUACAAGGGAAGGAGGGUUGAAGGCUCUAGUGCUCGUGGAGAUCAGGGUGAGUGGGAUCAGGACCGAUUUGGUGGUAGAGGCCCCAAUCAAGGUGACCGCGAGCAGAGUCGAUUCGGUGGAAAGGGAUUCAACCAAGGGAUGCCGGAGUACUCUCGACCGCAGGGACAGCAGGGGAGCUGGUACCCGGGUCAGCAGAGUGGACCGAGUCGUCAAGCAAGGCAGCAGGGCCAGGAACAGCGGAAGGAUGAUCACAAAGGGGGUCUACAAAAGGAAGGUAUGCGCCCCAAGGUCCCUUCUGAUAUCAAGUGCUAUCGCUGUCUUCAGUUGGGUCAUCAACAAUUUGAUUGUGAAAAUGAACCUGUGUGUUACAAGUGCAAACAGUCUGGGCAUAUGGCGGUAGACUGUAAGAAUGUGAGCAACAAAAGAUUGAAGAUGUAUGGUUUCGGCAUACCUGGCCAGGGCUUUUAUUCGAUUGACAUACCAGAAGUGGAGGUCAAAACUUAUCUGGCUACAGGCUUGCUUACCAUUCUGGAGGGUGUAGCGACGGAGGAGAAGCUUGAUCAAGAACUAAAGAAUUUGGUUCAGAACAAAUGGGAUUUCCGAGUGAAGAAAAUGGCCUACAAGAAUAUCUGGUGGUUUUCCCUGAUAAGAACUCUUUGGAAAGGUACUCUGGAACGCUCCAAUGCUGAUCCUGAAGCGUCUUCGGUUCUGCAAACUGUGUGGAUUAGGAUCUCUAAUGUGCCAGGCCCAGCUCGAGAGGUUGAUAUUGUGAAGGAGAUAGCAGCCUUGGUUGCCGAGCCUUUGGUGGUGGAUGAGGUUAGUCUGAUCAGAGCUGGUCCGGUUAGAUUUCAGGGGAGAUGCAGAAACCCGGCAGCUAUUAAAGGGGAUCUGGAAUUUUUCUUCAAUGGCACUGGUGUGUUACUGGGUUUUGAGGUUGAGGGAAAACCAGAUGGUUCAUUUGAUAAGGAUAAGGAUAGACCCUUCAGAGGAGAUAACUCUAAGAAAUCCUCAUCCAAGUUUGACAGGUUUGGCAAAAUAGAUAAAGAAAUGGAUUUCCAGCAGGGAUGGUUCUAUGGAGGAACAGCUGGGGGAAUGAAAACAGGGGAUGAGGGUUCUGUGGAAAUGCCUGUCAAUGUUGCUGACGGGGAUAAUACCUUGAGGUCCGAUAAUGAGCAACAAAUCGUUGUGCAUGGUCUGGAUGGGAGCUACCUUAUGGACAAGAACAAAUGGCCAAAAUUGACCCUUCCUUUGGAGGCAAUAGAGACUGAUCCAACUGAGGCUUUAACCCAAGAAGAGUCACUGAUUUCGGGGGCCAACAAAGGUGGGGGUCUGGACAGUUCUGACAUCAGUAAAGGGGUUUCACAUCAUUCUGAUGUUUUUGAAGCCGAAGAUAUGAUGGACUCCCAGUCAGUGCUCAGUAAGGACUCGGAUCUGGAAAAGGAAACUGCUGGGUGGCAAUUGUCUAAGUCUAAGAAGAAGAGGAAGGGUACCAGGAAGCAAGUUAUGGUGGCUAUAAGAACUAGCAGUAGGGUCCCUAGGGACGGGAUUCCGAUUGCUACCAAAGCUGCUAACAGGAUCAAAGCCUUGAACGACACCAUAGGUACUUCUUCUAAGAACCCUUUUAUGAUUUUAAAUAAUACCUCUAAUGAUGCUAUCGGAAAAGUCAUUAUUGAUUUAGACAUAGAAGUAGAGGAUCUAGAGGAACAAUUAGAUGUUUUUAGGGUUGAGGAGAAUGCUAGGGCAGCUAUUGCUGAAGCUAAUUACAAAAGUUUUCUUGAGAAACAAAAAUUUAGGGAUGCCUCUCAAAAUGAUGAACAGUUAGCUGAUUUGACCAUGGAGGUCAUUUCCAAUAUUCAAAGGAAUCAUUCUCAGUCCUCUCUCAGGGGUGAGAAACAAUGGCUCCACAAGGAAGGGUUCCAAGGUAUGGUUUCUGAUAAAUGGAAGGAUUUCAGAGCUAAGUUGAAAGAUCAGACAUAUUCUUUGGACAUUUGGAAUGGAUGCCUUCAAGCUCUUAGAAAGUAUUUGAGAGGUUGGCACUUGAAUCUGAUUGGUACUCAAAGGGAGAACAAAUUAUGCAUAACUAAGAGAAUUCAGGAGAUUGAUCUGUUGGCUGAAAGUAGACUUCUUGAUAUGAUAGAGUGGGAGGAGAGAAUUGAUUUGGAGAAACAACUUGAGGAGCUGAAUAACUUAGAGGAAAUUUAUUGGAAAUAG
Molecule: messenger RNA, 3180 nt
Organism: Miscanthus lutarioriparius
Lineage: Eukaryota; Viridiplantae; Streptophyta; Magnoliopsida; Poales; Poaceae
Source: the annotation of a GenBank genome assembly